AACAAUUGAUACUUUUGUAUUAAAUAUGACCACAUUUUUAUCRCUGAUAAGCGAUUCAACAAUUGAAGGGAACAUAAGUGUUGACACAAAUAAUAAUAAUAAUAAUUCACACAAUAAUUGUAAUCCAGAAUAUAUGGAAUUCAGAAAUAACUCCCGGUUUUGGGUUCAACGUGUAUUAGUGCCAAUCAUUAUGAUAAUCGGUGUAAUUGGCAAYAGUAUAACAAUAGUGAUUAUGACUCGCCGUAAGAUGCGGUCGUCGACCAACUCKUAUUUGGCCGCUUUGGCCACAUUUGAUAUGUUGUAUCUUAUAUUUAUAUUUGUAUUGUCACUGUCGGCCUACCCGAACAUACGUGACCUCCAUUACUAUUAUUAUUGGUAUUUUUGGCCGUUUGCCAUAAUGAUUGCCGACGCCUCGUCCAAUACAUCUAUUUGGUUGACCGUUACGUUCACUAUUGAACGAUACAUAGCUGUAUGUCAUCCGAUCAGAGGAAAGGUGUUGUGUACGGAAAGUCGUGCCAAACGUGUUAUUCUGUGUGUGUUUAUCGUGUGUUUUACGUUUACACUCCCGACCCCUUUCGAGUGGGUCAUACUGGAGAAGAACUCGACMACUGAUGGCAGGCCAUACCUGGUGGCYGAUUUCAGUGACCUGGGUCAAAAUGAUCUCUAUAGGACUAUAUACUACUAUUUGAAUGUUAUACUAUUUGUUUUGAUACCGUUCCUAUUGUUGGCUAUUUUCAAUGCAUUUCUCAUACGRUCUGUGCACGUGUCGCGCAAACAACGUUCAGCUAUGUUGCAGGGCGAAACAUCAACCAAAAUGGAUCCGACAACCAAACAGGAGUCCCGUAUAACCAUAAUGUUGAUCGCAGUCGUCAUACUGUUCCUUCUCUGUCAGUUACCCACAGCAUCGGUACUAAUAUAUACAGUGUUUUAUACGGUAGAAAACGACACUAACAUCGGAUGUCUGAUCCGAGGAUUGGGAAAUAUAUUUAACUUUUUGUUGGCCAUCAAUGCUACGGGAAAUUUUGUUUUAUACUGUUUGCUGAGCCAAAAAUAUCGGCGAACAUUUUUGGCCAUAUUUUGUCCAUGUCUUAAAAACAAAUUUUUUAUCCAUCAAAGCGGUGGAUAUCAGCGCACAUUUUAUACACAAGUGCCGAACCAUAUGAUGAACAAACUGUCGGACAAUGAGCUUAACAUACGGUUCCGUUUUAAUGACGGUUCGCGCCGUAUGUCAUCUCCGCGUCAAAAGAUUUAUCUAUCAAAUCAACAUAUAAACACUGGCCGACUCAGCACCGGUAGUCUUACGCCAUACAUGUUAGACAAUAGACGUUCAAUGAAGUGUUCGUUGUCAGCCAAUUAUCUACAGGUGCCCAUCACUGGAAGCAGUACUUCGCGACUGAUGUACGACAACAGUAUAACCAGUAGUGGCGAAGAGGACGACGUGUCCACUGCAGAUGUCGACGAUACGCACCGGCAGGUUGUUAAUAGUGAGACCAAUAUUGAUAAAUCUAUAUCAAUAGAUAAGAUUAAUAAUAUUAGUACCGAAAAUAUUCUGUCAAAUGAACGAACUUUAAGUGAUGAGACUAUGAAUGUCGACUCAAUUAAUGAUAAUAUUACAAAUAGUGAAGACAAAGAUAACAAUGAUAUAAAUAUAGCCAAAGAUAUGUCGACUAGUGAUAGCUCUACAGUGGAAACUCCUAAYMACUGUAUCGAUACUACCGGUGCAACCAAAACAUCACUACAGAUCAUAAAUAAUAGCCAAAAUUCAAUCGAUGUCACAAAUAAUACAUAG
Molecule: messenger RNA, 1789 nt
Organism: Oppia nitens
Lineage: Eukaryota; Metazoa; Arthropoda; Arachnida; Sarcoptiformes; Oppiidae
Product: FMRFamide receptor-like
Exons: 7
Coding region: 26-1789 (587 amino acids)
Biological process (GO): G protein-coupled receptor signaling pathway
Cellular component (GO): membrane
Molecular function (GO): G protein-coupled peptide receptor activity
Source: RefSeq, a predicted model, not a curated record